Messenger RNA from Drosophila virilis, 963 nucleotides. RefSeq lists its product as uncharacterized. NCBI's taxonomy places the organism in Eukaryota, Metazoa, Arthropoda, Insecta, Diptera, Drosophilidae. The record is from RefSeq and is a predicted model, not a curated record.
GCUUAUUCCUGUCAAUUAUUGUACACCCAUAUGUGUAAAUUGUUUUGUAUUAAAACGAAAUUUUGUGUUUACGCUAAAUUAAAAGUGAUUUAGAGUUGAGAAGCAUGGAUGAUGAACGCCCAUUGCAAUACGAUAUCAAAUGGGAUGUAUGGGAGGGCAAGCCCAUAACAGACAUUAACUUCAAGCAUUACGGCAUCGUUAUUGAGUUUAUGUGGGAGAAUUCAUUUCUACAGAGCAUCGUAUAUGAGGGACUGGGUCUGCAUGAGUUGGCGGAAAUGAAGGGUAUAUAUACGGAUUAUUGUAGGCAUAUCUUACGCAACGAGUGCUCCGUGAUGAUGAUGAACGAGAGUGAAACCCGGAUUGAAGCCGUGGCCCUACUUGAGUGGAUGACUGAAGCUUGGCAUUCCUGGGUUUUUCUGCCCUCAUUUGUUGCGAAGGGCCUCUUCCAGAAGUUGAUUGACUUGAAGGAACAGCUCAUGGCCGACACCAAGAAGAACCUAAAUUUGGAUAACUUAGAUUGCCUGAUGGUGCACGAAAUUGGCUUUCCAAGCGAUUUGUAUGAAGACCAGGAUUUCGCAAUGUGCAUGUUCGACGUCUUCGGCAUGGUAGCCCAGCACAUGCACAUGCCACGCGUCUGCUUCAUUGCACUGACCUCCAAGGACCAGUAUGAAGCUGAAUUGGCCGAGUAUACAGAAUUGGGCAGAUCGAUCUACUCCAUUUAUAAGGCUGAAGGCAAUCAUCGGCCAUUCGAUUGUCUGCGCGACCUGGAUGAAAUGUACGCCCUGCUCUAUGUGCUGCCUCUGGAUCCGAUAUUACAUUAUAUGGAAUGGCCCGGAUUUGAGGCCUUCCAUGCAGCUCUAAAGGCAAAAGAGCAAAAGGAGAAAGAGGAGGAGCAGAUGCGACUAAAUGAAUUCUGAUACAAAUAGAUAUACCAUUUGUAAAUAGAUGAAAUCAUAAAACAAU